AUGUCGUGGUUGCGACUCGAUCCCACGCCGCGCGUCGUUCUGCUCGGCACGCACCCGUCGCUGGCGUCGGUGGCGGCGGAGUUUCCGAACCACGUGAGCGUGGAUGCUGACGUGGACACAAAUCUCGAAGGCACGCCGCUUCUAAAUUCAGUCCUUGCGCGCAUCCAAGCUUUCGGCGCAGCGUCGACCGCGGCCGCGUCGCCCCACUGUGACUUAGUGGUGCUAGUGGAUCCGGACGUGCUCCUAUUUAACGACGUCUUAUUCGCGGCGCGCCGACUCGCGUCGCGAUUUUCCUCCUUCGUUACACUCUCUGCUCCCUGGGAUGUCCACACCUUCCGCUUCUCGCUCGACAGCCUCCCUCCGCACAUCCACCCUUCGUCUUCCUCAGCCGCAUCUCGCGACAGGUUCCCCACCCACGUUGCUGCGCCCGCCCCGUCAAGCGGCGCUUUCUCCACCCGGCGCCGCCGAUCUGCGCGGGUUUGGGACAGCCCGGAUCAGGCGGACUCUGGCGAGGUCAACGGGGUCAACGAGCAGGAGAUACGAGAUUACGUCCGCCAACGCGGGCAGCUGAACGUGGCGGCAGGUGCGACCGUCCUCAUGUGGAACCGUCCCGCGGCGCCGCUUCUCCAUCCCAGCAUCGCCAUCCCGCCCUUCUUCCUCGGCCGCGGAAGCUACCUCCGCUGGCUCGUAGCGCGCGCCGCUGGCUCCCUCUCCGCCACCGCCGCCAACGGUACUAACGGUAACAGUGACGGUAACGUCACGGCGCAAGUUGGACGCGCUGCGACGGAGCUGGAGGCGGGUGACGAGGCUGGCGUGCCGGCGGCGGCGUGGCGGGACGACCCGGAGUCGCGACACGCGGUUGAUGCAACAGAUGCGGUGACGGCGGUGCGCGUGUUCUCCGCGUUGGACGCGCAGCGGGAGGCCCAACUCGUCGUCGAGAAACGUCGCGGCGAAACAGGCGUCGCUGAAAAUAGCGCCGGAACUGGCGGCCGGAGGAAGAAGGCUGGAUUCGUGUCGCGGCUCGCGCGCUCGAUUUCGCCGCGGCAGGUUCCGCAAAGGCGGAGGCUUCUAGGUGGGGCGGAGAGCGCGCACGCGGGGAGAUCGCACCACAGCAGCGGAAAAGGGUCACUUUCCGCCGAGUCGUCCUCCUUCGGGCAGGGAGCGCUGUGGCAGCCGCUGCCCGGGAAAAACGCGAAGCGGUGGGAGGUGUACGCGAAUGCGCACACGGCUCGGAUCCAGCGGCUCGCUGGAGGCUUAAGCAUUGAAGGCGGUUCGUUGAGCCACGCGCCCUGGCGACUCGCUCCCUGCUUCGUGCCUGGAGGUGAAUCCAUGUGUCUUAUGCGACGUCGCCGACCUGGUAACUGCUCGUGCGAACACACGCCAUUCGCGGGCAGGUCUACGGGCGACACGCGGCCGUUCGACGCGAACUGGUUAUCGUGCGGCGGAACAGGGAUGGAGCAGAAUCUAGACGCAGAUCUUCUCCGGGACUUGCGGUCAGGACCUCACGGCGCGGAUCCCAGUCUAUCCUCACUAGAAGACGAAUUCGCUCUAGGAUUAGAAGACAUGGGUGGGCUUCGCUUGCCAUCUUCGACCCAAACUGAGCCAACCGUGGCGAAAAAUAAUUCGCUGACUGCAGCUGUCGCCGAAGCUACACUUUCUGCUAGGGACGGUAUGAGUCACUCGACAAAAGGAAAGAAGGCCUCCACGUCGGAGGGGAAUCAGGUUGCAGCGCGUACAUCUGCUCACGUGGCGUUUUGGAGGGGUAGUGAGGGUCUGCCGCAUUCGCUGGAGCAGCUGCUGCCAAUCGUUGCGGGCGAGAAGCAAGCGGUCAUCUUAUUAGCAGCUUCGUUUGAAGACAGGGAGGCUGCUAUGAACAGUAUCUGCAGAUUGCGCAACCUUGGGAUGGGCAGCUACAUUUUGGCCGCUUUGGAUGCGCGCAUGUACGCAUAUGCCUUUCUUCAAGGCAUCCCCGUGUUCAUGCACCAGGCAUCAAUUUCCAAUCAGUCCGCGAAUGCUGCAUCAUCAAACGACAUGUCCUCUGCUUCCCGAUUGGCCGCAGUCGCCCCAGUCCUGAUGAUGCAGAUUCUCCGCCUAGGUUAUUCCGUCCUAUGGGCUGAUGUCCACACAGUCUGGUUCUCCAACCCCCUCCCGUACCUCCUCUCCCUAGACUCCAACACUCUAGCCGUGCAGAGCAUGUCACCCAACAUGCGUCAAGCACCCAACUCUGCUCGGAUCAUUGGCGCUGGGGUCAUGUUUGCUCGGCCUUCUCACCUCUCCCUCAAGGCUUUGGCCUCGGUGGUGGCUUAUACAGCUGCUGUGAGAGCGGAGGCAGGGGAGGAGGGAGGGAGUGCAGGUGGGAGUGGAGCGGAGGGCGAGGAGGAAGUGGAAGAAUAUAAGGCGUUUCACGAUGUGCUAUGUGGCGAGGGCGGCAGAUUCAAGGCUGGCCAGGACUUGUGCCGGUGGAACAAUGGCUUUAAGGUCGUCUUCCUAGACAGAAGGCUCUUCCCUGCUGGCAGCAACACGGGCAUCUGGGACACUCCUCCGAGCCUGGGUGGCUUGGGCCGGACCUGCGAGAAGCUUGGGUGCAUUGCGGUGCAGAACAGAGGGGUGAGAGGUCGAGCAACCAGGGCAGAAAGGCUUCACGCUCAUGGGCUUACGGCGUAUGAUUCUGGAAGGCGCAUGUGCAUUCGCAGCUGGGGGGUGGUGGAGCAGGGAGCGCAGCAGGUUCAAAGACAUUUCAUGAGGAGAUGA
Molecule: messenger RNA, 2751 nt
Organism: Closterium sp. Yama58-4
Lineage: Eukaryota; Viridiplantae; Streptophyta; Zygnematophyceae; Desmidiales; Closteriaceae
Source: the annotation of a GenBank genome assembly